Molecule: messenger RNA, 1392 nt
Organism: Cordyceps militaris CM01
Lineage: Eukaryota; Fungi; Ascomycota; Sordariomycetes; Hypocreales; Cordycipitaceae
Product: ubiquitin fusion degradation protein
Exons: 5
Coding region: 1-1392 (463 amino acids)
Cellular component (GO): VCP-NPL4-UFD1 AAA ATPase complex
Molecular function (GO): polyubiquitin modification-dependent protein binding
Source: RefSeq, a predicted model, not a curated record
AUGCAGCUAUUUCUUCGAGCUGGAAUUUCGGGCUUACCUGUCUCAAUCAACAAUUCAUCUCGCGCAAAUCUUCAGAUUCGUCGUCUUGAAAUGUGGAUCACCAAGCUAUCGAACCUCAUAUUGAUUAUAUCACACAUGACUUCUACACCAGUGCAGAGCUUGCUGUCUAAGAGGCAAACCGCCAAAGCCAUCGCGACUGCAGCACCCCACCACAAACAUCCCCAGCGCGGCAGGCGCAUUCUUUCCAGCAACAUGUAUCAACCUGGGUUCGGGGGCAAUUUUGAUCCCAAUAGCAUUGAUCAUCUCUACAACAUGGCGCGCGGCGGCCGACGACCGAUUAUUCAGCGUUUCGAUGAAUACUAUCGAUGCUAUCCCGUCAUCAUGGCUCCUGGUAACGAGCGGCCAGAGCUCAACUACGGUUCCAAGAUUCUUCUCCCGCCGUCGGCGCUCGACAAGGUGUCCAAGCUGCACGUGCAGUGGCCUCUACAGAUGGAGCUCAUCAACGGCGAGAAAGGGCGUCACUCGCACGCUGGUGUUCUCGAGUUUAUUGCAGAGGAAGGCAGAGCUUACAUCCCACAAUGGAUGAUGGAGACGCUCGGCAUGGAAGUCGGCGACAUGAUUCAGAUCCGAACGACAUUGCUCGAGCUGGCCAAGCUGGUCAAGCUUCAGCCGCAGUCUACUAACUUUCUUGAGAUUAGCGACCCCAAGGCUGUACUGGAACGGGCCUUUCGUAACUUUGCCACGCUGACCAAGGGCGACGUCUUCAACUUUGCAUACAACGACGAGGUCUACGACGUGGCCGUGCUAGACGUGCAGCCCGAGACAGACAAGAUGGGUGUCAGCAUGAUCGAGACUGAUGUCUCUGUCGAAUUUGCCCCUCCCGUUGGCUACGUUGAGCCAGAGCGAAACAGCGGCACCAGCACGCCAAGCACGCGACCCGGCGUUCCGGUAGGCGGCGUUCUGCACAGCCAGGGCACCAUGGCCCAAGCCAUCAACUACAGUGCCAUCGCCCCAUCUGUCACCAGCAAUCCUACAAAUUUUCUCGGCGAAGGCCAGCGGAUUGCCAAAAAGGGAAGCAAGACUGCCACGCCCAAACCAGCCACGCCCGUGCCUGUCGACGCCACUGCCGUUCCCCGGCGACAGACUGGCGCUCCCGCGCCCCUCCGGCUCCCGCCAAACAAGCUGUUCUUUGGCUACGAGAUUACACCCGUCAAGACCGAUGCAGACAAAGAAAAGGAAAAGAAGAGUGCCGACAAGCCUCACUUUGCCGGACAAGGACAGAGUCUACGGGGCACCGUCAAACGUAAGGGCGAGGACGACGUUAAGGACAAGGUCCCUGAGAAAAAGGGCGCCCCCGAGGGUCACCGCCUGGAUGGAAGACGUCCACGAUGA